UGGCUAACUGCUGCUAACUUCCUGGUAACCAGCUGCUAGUUGUGGGUGUUGACGCGCGUCAGCUGAUUGCGGCUCGUCCGUUUGGUUAGCCUAGCUUGGUGGGGUGUCUUUGUUAUGACACGGCGGCCUGCGGCAGCUGUCUGACCAUUUGACGCAGUGAAGGCGGCCCGAGAGCCCGUCAGUCCGGCCGGAUCUUUGUCGCAGGGGCGGAAGGAGGCGAAGCUGCUGGCGGGAUUCAAGUUCACAACAAUGGCGACUCCCCGUCCUAACAACCAAACAACACCCAGCAGCAACAACGCGGGGUCCGCCCCGCACCUGCACCUCCAGCAGCAGCCGCAGCACAUCACGACGAUGAGCGGCGUGCAGGAGUCCAACACCUGCUGGAGAUGUCAAAGUGAAACAGGGUUUCAGAUAAACCUGCCUGGAGCCCACCCAAGUAAACGCAAAGCCCUGAAGCUGAACUUCGCCAACCCUUCCAUCAAACCCAUGACCAGGUUCUCCCUGAACACGGCCGGGCCGCAGUUCCAGAACCCUCACAUAGAGCGGCUCCGGACUCACAGCAUCGAGUCGUCCGGGAAGCUGAAGAUCUCCCCGGAGCAGCACUGGGACUUCACAGCCGAGGAUCUGAAGGAUCUGGGAGAGAUCGGCCGAGGAGCGUACGGCUCCGUCAACAAGAUGGUGCACAAGCCCAGCAACCAGAUCAUGGCGGUCAAGAGGAUCCGGUCGACGGUGGACGAGAAGGAGCAGAAGCAGCUGCUCAUGGACCUGGACGUGGUCAUGAGGAGCAGCGACUGUCCUUACAUCGUGCAGUUUUAUGGCGCUCUGUUCAGAGAGGGGGACUGCUGGAUUUGUAUGGAACUCAUGGCUACCUCGUUAGACAAAUUUUACAAGUUUGUAUAUUGCUCGUUAGACGACGUGAUUCCGGAGGAAAUAUUAGGAAAAAUAACGUUAGCUACUGUGAAAGCACUAAAUCACUUAAAAGAAAACUUGAAAAUAAUACACAGAGACAUAAAGCCUUCAAACAUCCUUCUGGACCGGAAGGGCAACAUCAAGCUGUGCGACUUCGGCAUCAGCGGCCAGCUGGUCGACUCCAUCGCCAAAACCAGAGACGCCGGCUGCAGGCCGUACAUGGCGCCGGAGAGAAUAGAUCCGAGCGCGUCCCGGCAAGGCUACGACGUGCGCUCCGAUGUCUGGAGUUUGGGAAUCACAUUGUACGAGCUGGCCACGGGGCGGUUCCCCUACCCCAAAUGGAACAGUGUGUUUGACCAGCUGACCCAGGUGGUCCGAGGAGACCCUCCACAGCUCAGCAACUCUGAGGAGAGACGCUUCUCCCCCAAGUUUAUCUCCUUUGUCAACGUGUGCCUUACAAAGGAAGAAUCAAAGAGGCCAAAGUACAGAGAACUGCUGAGAGACCCGUUCAUCCAGAUGUACGAGGAGCGCUCGGUCGACGUUGCCGGUUACGUCUGCAGGCUCCUGGAUCAGAUGCCUGCUUCUCCCAGCUCCCCCAUGUAUAUGGACUAACCAAAGCACAUUCAGUCGCUCUCCACCACUCUGAUCCUAGAAAAGAAGAAUUCCCCGUGUAAAUGUUCCCGCUCCCCCUGAGUAUGCUGUUAAAAAAAAGAAAGUCACCUCUCCCGAUCAAAGUGGAGGCUUUUCUCCAUCUGUAUGACAUGUUAACUCACUUCUUUCUCUUCAAUCGCACCGAAAACAAUCAUGACGACGAAUCUUCUGAUCAGCAGCAGCGGCGGCGGCGCUGAGCUGGUGUUUAAAGACGCCAGCGUUUGAAUGUGGAGACUUGAGCAAACUGGAAUCAUCCUUGUUGUGAAUUGUUUCAUCUCUUCUGUGUACGUGAACGAGAGCCUCGUGUUUGGAUCUGUGCUUCUGUCCGCUCCUGCAGCGGAACUCCAUGUUGAACCAAUAAAGAGAAAGAAUGAAAAGCUGCU
This is a messenger RNA of Oryzias melastigma (Indian medaka), 1943 nucleotides long. RefSeq names its product mitogen-activated protein kinase kinase 4a (gene map2k4a). The transcript has 13 exons. The record is from RefSeq and is a predicted model, not a curated record. Lineage: Eukaryota; Metazoa; Chordata; Actinopteri; Beloniformes; Adrianichthyidae. Gene Ontology annotation, biological process: protein phosphorylation; MAPK cascade. Gene Ontology annotation, molecular function: ATP binding; JUN kinase kinase activity. Bases 250 to 1521 code for a protein of 423 amino acids.